Eriocheir sinensis (Chinese mitten crab) is the source of this 2896-nucleotide messenger RNA. RefSeq lists its product as uncharacterized. Lineage: Eukaryota; Metazoa; Arthropoda; Malacostraca; Decapoda; Varunidae. The record is from RefSeq and is a predicted model, not a curated record. The coding region runs from base 127 to 1041 and encodes 304 amino acids. The transcript has 6 exons.
CGCCAGGGAGGAAGGAUAUACGCCGCUAGCUCCUCCAAUCUCCCUCACACACACAUACACUUGAGACACCCACCCACGCGCGUUCACGCAUACUCCCUUACGUGCCUCCACACCCCCACGUUAGAAAUGCUUCCCCCGUGUGUUAUAAUCGUCCUGGGAAUGCUGGCGUGCGUCUCCCAAGGCUUCGAGGUGAUUGAAAACUUCUAUAAGGGAGAGAGAUAUGAAGCGAAGGACCUCAGCCACCUCCCGUACUCUUCCUCGCUGCUUGCCUCGGCCUCCUCGUCCCCCAGCGGCCCCUUCGUCAUGCCCCACGCCAGGAAGGUCGACGGGGUGGAGGGGCGUGACCUAACCUUCAGCGGACUAAUGGAACAGCUGGGUCUGGCCUUCCAAGAGGAGCUACGGGCUGACCCGUCGACGGAGCAGUCACGAAAGCUGGACUCUGAAGGGAAGAAGGUGGACUUCCACUACCACUUCUACCCCCACAACCAGCACCUCUUCAACCUGCCCGAGUGUGCAACCCAACAGGUGUGCAACGCAGUGUACCGGCGGCUCAACUUUACGCAGCCCCUAUGCCAGUGUCCCAAAGGCAGUGACCCGUGCAGCGCCUCCCUCCUGUCCAACGACCAGCGCUCCAUUGAACUGUCCAUGGGCGGCCCGCAUACCAAGGCCACAACGGUGAUUAAGACCUGCGAGCCUGUAUGGAGUGUAAGGGACUGCAGGGCGCCUCGGGACUGGUCAAUCCUCGCCCUGCAGAACACCCGCACGGGCAAGGCUCACUACCUCGUCAUCUGCAAGUGCCCUCAAUCCUCCAAGCUGGAGGGCCCCUUGAACCACGAGCAGCCCAGCUAUGCCCAGGUACCCAGCAUUCGAGUCUACGGGAUGAUGUGCAUUGGCAGGAACUACAGACGAGCUACCCGCCAGGUGUCGCAAGUUCCUGCAGAGUUUCCUUGGGAGCAGCUGAAGGAGGCGCUGAAGGAGGGGACGUUAGUGCGGGACCUCGACCUGCAGAAACCCUCCUUACCGUACCUCCCGCCCUACUGAAAUUGUUGAAGCAGGGACCACAUACUAUUAGUCCACAUUAUCGUACUUAGAACAUUGUAUUUUUCGGUUUCUGGCCCACAAGUAUAUAAAGAAACAAUGAUACUGUACGGUUUUGACAUUAACUUCAAUUGGAUAUCGUUAUUGGUAUGGCUAUGACAAACUUAAAUCAGGGAACCACAUUAUUGUACUUAGGGCAUCGUAUUUUUUUCGGUUUCUGACCCAUACGUAUAAAAGAAAAACAUUGAUUACGGUUUUAACAUUAAUUGGAUAUCGUUACUGGCGUAGCUACGAUAGUUUAGGGACUGAAAUUUGAAGCAGGGAAUCACAUUAUCGUAGCACUUUUUUAUUAGGUUUCUGACCCAUAAGUACAUAAAAAACAUUGUUACUUUACGGUUUCAACACUAACUUUAAUUGGAUAUCGUUAUUGGUGUGGCUAUGACGGUUUCGGGGCUUAAUUUGAAACUUGAAGCAGGGAACCACACUCGCCUACCCUUCGUACCCCCGUAGAGGGCAUUGUCGUAUUUGAAUUUCUUUAUUUAAUUGUUUAUUUUGUUUUGUUUUGUUUUACUUUAUUUUGGGUUACAAUCAAAGAUUUUGUAGUUUUGUUUAAUUUCCAAGCACAAGACUGACCUCGUUUCUUUCAUAUUGGGGGCAUUUUUAGAUACGUUUAGUAUGAAUCACUUAUUAUUUCAUAGGUUUAUAGAUAUGUUGACAGUUUUUCUUUCCUUUCUUCUUUAACUGACAUGCAGGUUAAAGUUUAUAUAGUCUAAUCUCUCUCUCUCUCUCUCUCUCUCUCUCUCUCUCUCUCUCUCUCUCUCUCUCUCUCUCUCUCUCUCUCUCUUAAUAAAUAAUAAUAAUAUUUAGCGUGCUGGCCAUGCAAAAAAUUGACAAUUAAUAACACGUAGACCUAUAUUGUUUUCUUCUUAUAAGUUGCAUUAUAAAUCUGAUCUCCCUAGCUAAGUAAUUAUAGAUUGAGACUGGCUGCUCGGUCUAAUUAAGAUAUAAAAGAUGAUAUAUGAUUAGUAGUUAUUCCUUUAUUUGUGACAGUAGGCUAUGACACUCCAGAACGUUCCUUACCCUUAAAUAUCAAUUGUUCUCCACUAUUGUUACGUUAUGGUGUUGUUUGUAUCCGUAAUUAAGUAUCCUAUUAGCUUAUUUAAAGGAGAAAUAAUUUUAUCCUUAAUUUGCGGCAGUAUUGUAUUCCAGAAUGUUCUUAAUCCUUAUUCUUUGUUAUCCAUUAUUGUUACGCUAUUGUUUUGUAUGCUCUUAUUAGCUUAUUUAGCGAAUGUUUAUGACUGAUUUAUGGCAGUAUUGCAUUUCAGAAAGUUUUUAAGCCUUCCAUCAUCCUCUGCUCUUCAUUAUUGUUACGCUGAUAAUGCUGUGAAAAAGGUUCCUCAUAUCUUUUUACCUGUGAUGUCGCGCAGCCCAGGUGAGGUAAAGGUAAUGUAGGGGCAUUGGCUAUAGCUGCGCGUGGCCUCGGUGCUCAUAUCCGUCACACUGGCCCUUGAGUAACUGUUAACAAUGCGUGUACCAGGUAUAGGUUGAAAUUAAUUAAGAAGACUCCUUGGUUAGGCUUUUAGAAAUGCUUCAAAACUAAUAAUUAUAUGGAGGCAGAUUUCAUAACCAUACAUGUAAUAACGAAAACAAUAGAAAAAAAUAGAAAUCACCAUAUCUGCUUGCCCAUAUCAAUCCCAUACCUGCCUUCCCAUAUAAAUUCCCAUACCUGUCUUCCCAUAUAAAUCCCCAUUCCCGCCUACUCAUAUAAAUCCCCAUACCUCCCUACUCAUAUAAAUCCCCAUACCUGCCUACUCAUAUAAAUCCCCAUACCUCCCUACUCAUAUAAAUCCCCAUACCU